Pyricularia grisea is the source of this 3442-nucleotide messenger RNA. RefSeq lists its product as uncharacterized. The coding region runs from base 852 to 2702 and encodes 616 amino acids. Gene Ontology annotation, biological process: nuclear-transcribed mRNA poly(A) tail shortening; regulation of mRNA stability. The transcript has 3 exons. Lineage: Eukaryota; Fungi; Ascomycota; Sordariomycetes; Magnaporthales; Pyriculariaceae. The record is from RefSeq and is a predicted model, not a curated record. Gene Ontology annotation, molecular function: protein binding; translation repressor activity; mRNA binding. Gene Ontology annotation, cellular component: P-body.
CCCCGCCCCUGUCAACGUCGCAGCAACGCUUCGGCCACCAGAGUACAGAUAAAGAGAAAUUUAUUCUUUUUGCGUGUGCGUACUGCACUUCGCAUCUUUCUCCUCUUUUCCUCUCUUUUCAGGACACUCCUUCGAGGUCAUCAGCCGGCUGCUGCAGGAGUUUCUUGGUAGCACCCUACGACCUUUUUGCUGUAUCCUUUGAGGCUGCUCGUCAACAAAAAUCCGAUCCUUCGAUAUAUUGGUUCUUUUGUUUUUUUUUGGUCACUACUGAAUCGACAAACGAGACUAUCCAGGCACGUCUGGCAACUUACUUCUCUUGGGCUGCAAGAACCAAAGCUAUUCAAUACCUACUUUUGUUCAGCAGAACCUCGGUUCUGUGGUACGGUGUUGGAUUGCAUCCGGUUUAGACUUGGGACGAACGGACCUUUCGCACGUUGUAGCACGGCAAGCUAUACGUGCCAAUAUACCUACUUCGUUAAGCCAUUUCCAAAUUUGGGGGGCGAAGUAGCAUUAAUCCGGGGUCCUUGGGAAAGUCUCGAAACAAUUGCUCUACUCUGUCACGGGCCACUCACUGAUCAGCUUCGAUCCCACCAUAACCUCGAACAACCUUCUGGUCCUGUUUCAUAUGCCGCCCACUGGUCCCUGACCUGACUGACCCGCUUCGAACACGUACCUGCAUACCCAUUGCAAACCUUUUUCGUCUUGCUAGACUACCUCUACAACAUCUUAUUUCUCUCUCUCUCUUUAUUUCCCCUCCCUCCCUCCCUUGUGCCGAGCCUGCACACCCCUAAUCAACGCUGAGCUUCACAUCUUCUUGACUGGUCGAUUCGUCGACAUCGCCAACGCCCAAUAUGUCAGCUGCUCAGUCCGCCGCCUCCAACAGGAUGAGCACUCCCGAGGCUUCCAACACGCACGCCGCCAGCAACCGAAUGAGCACCCCCGAGGCUUCCAAUGUUUCCUCUUUGCGUCCCCCGUCGUCCCGCGCCGUCGGCUCUGGCUCCCACCUCCGUGCAUCUGCCGAUGUCGCUGCAUUGACCGGCUCGGCCGCGCGCGGUGGCAACGCCCGCCCGUCCUCGGACUUUUAUCACGGCCAAGGAAACUCAGAGAUUGAUCCGCAAGACAAGCUUGCCCAGCAGUGGAUCGCUGAUAUUGAUCAGUAUGAGACUACCUUGGAAGAAAUGGCCGCCGCCACACUGGAUCAAGAUUUCAAGGACGAGCUUAGUGCCAUCGAGCAAUGGUUCAGGGUACUUAGCGAGGCCGAGCGGACUGCUGCGCUUUACGCAUUGCUGCAGCAGACGACUCAGGUCCAAAUCCGCUUCUUUAUUCAGGUCUUGCAACAGAUGGGAAAGAACCAUCCCAUGUCAGGAGUUCUGUCGCCCGCCAACUUUGAUAAGGAUCCAAUGUCUAACCGCCUUAGCGACGCCAUGAACAAGCUGAGCGUCGACUCUGCUCGCAACUCGAUUGCCCGGGGCCCCGUGUCCCAAGGUGCCAAACGCCAGUCCGGCCUUGACCCUUCGACCAUCAACAUGAUGUUCCCAGAUGCCGCCGCCGCCAUUGCGACUGAGAAGGCCAAGUUUACCCAACAGACAGGAAACCAGCCUCCAUCGAACCGAAACAGCACUGCUGUCGACAACCGCAACUCCCUGGUUGGUGCCCCCGAGGGUAAUGAUGCCAACGGCCAGCAUCCCGCCUCCCCUUGGGGCAGUGGCGAUGCAGCUCGGGCCAAACCCUCUCCGGGCCAGGCUCCCAUGGGCCAGUUUGCUGCACCUUCCAUUGGCGCUGGUUUGCGAUCUCCCCGUACCGGUCAGCUCGGUGGCAACGCACAGAUCCAGAACACAACUCUGAACGCUUCUGACAAGCCUGGCGGUGAGCUUGGAGUUGGGUCCCCCUUCGGUGGGCCUAGCGGCGGUAACUGGGCUUCUAUGGUCAACACGCCGAUGGCAGCGAACUUCCCGCAGCAACAAGGUGGCCAGGCAGACAUGCUCGCAAACGCCACCGCCAUGAAGUUGGCCGCCAUGUCUACGGUUAACAACCGCUUCGCCUUGGAUGACGUACGCAAGUACCGCCGGACCCGAUCUAAUGACAACUCGGCACAGAACCCUCUGUCGCCGGGUAUGAUCCCCUCGACCAACGUGGUUAUGGUCGACGAGCACGGCAGGGUCCUGAGCCGUGAUCAGCUCUUGACUAUGCAGGGUCAGCAGCAAAUGUCCUUCAACAAUCGCUCGCGCCCCAACUCUCCAGGGAUUGCCCUGCAGCAGGCCGCUGGCUUUGGAGGUAUGGCUUUCGCGUCUCCUCAGAGCAACAACUUCAUGCUUGGAAACGCCUUGAACCCCAUGAGCGGUGGUCUUGCCCCGGUCGGCAUGGGUCAAUUUGGUAUGGGUGGCUUGGCUCCGGAGGGCUACCUGUCUGACCACUCAGACAUGAACCGCGGACGUUCUCCCCGUGGUCGUAGGGGAACCUCGAAGCCUCCGGAAGACCCUACCGACCCUACUCUGCUCCAGGACAUUCCCGCUUGGCUUCGCAGUCUGCGUCUGCACAAGUACACCGACAACCUCAAGGACAUGCGCUGGGUCGAUCUUAUCGAGCUUGAUGAUAAGCAGCUCGAGGAACGGGGUGUAAACGCCCUGGGAGCUCGCCGCAAGAUGCUAAAGGUCUUCGAGCAAGUCAAGGAAGCCAAGACUGAGGGACGUCUAUCUACUUAAGUCUUCGAAAGCCACUUUCGACACUUGCAUAUCCCUUUUUACAGUAUACGCCCGAUAGACCAGCGCUUGACUUUUUAUCAUUCUUCAUUAUUCGGUGUUUUAUCUUCGACCUAAUAUUCCUGGCCUUGCAGACUUGGAAAGCUGUGGCGGGGUUUUUUUAAAUCCUCUUUAUUUUUUUUUCUUUCUUGGCCUUAUUCCUCUUCAUGGCGGUCCCUGGAGGGUCCGGCAUACGAACAUCUUACCGGCCCGGAGCUACAACUUUUUAUCAGUCUCGUUAUCAUAAGCGGCCCUGGACACUUGGCCGCUCGGGAUAUAUACGGAUAUAGGACCGGCGCAUAUGGACAUUACGAAAUUUGAAGCUGGAAUCGUUUCGUUGGCGGCAUGGGUAUGGUAAUAGUCGUGUAAAAGAACCUUUUAGCGUUUAUCUCUCUUUUUUUUCACCCGAUCGAUGGCUCAUAAGGGAAGCUGGGCGUGUUCUCUAUUUGAAACCAUUAUGGAGCAUUGGGAGGAGAAGCAAAAUCACGAACGAACCAUGAGCAAUGGAGGGGGAAGUGACGAGGAUAGAACUCGGAAAAUUUGAGCUGCGAUGGAGUAGGCACAAAGGCAUGGUUCCUACUGCGCGGAUAAAGAACUUGUCCGGGGAACGGCUCGCUUGCGAAAUAACACCUGCACAUACCUUGGCAAUCUCCCCCCUUGUAUUUCAAGUCAUUCAGAAGAGUUCAAUAUAGUUCCAAUCAACA